Molecule: messenger RNA, 546 nt
Organism: Truncatella angustata
Lineage: Eukaryota; Fungi; Ascomycota; Sordariomycetes; Amphisphaeriales; Sporocadaceae
Exons: 1
Coding region: 1-546 (181 amino acids)
Source: RefSeq, a predicted model, not a curated record
AUGGUCAAAAUACCGGCGCCUCCAGACCCUCGAAAAUUGCUCCCACGCAAUGCCGACCCGGAGCAUCGUGGAAUGCGCAAAGAGCUGGAAAAGAAGCACGGCUACGGGUACACAGAGCCACUUAUUCUCGGCUUGCUUGGCAUCGGCCUCGUCUGGAAUAUCGAGAACCAGGUCGCCAAGCACGAGGAGCGGAAAGAUGAAGCAGAACGGAAAGAAAAAGAACGUGAAGAACGACGGAGGCGGAGGAGAGAAGAACAAAGCCGGUCCGGCACGUGGCACCAAGGCGACGAAAGGAACGAUCGUAGUUCAAUGAACCGUCAUGACGAUCGAGAAAGAAGCAGAGAAUAUAGAGACGAGUCGCGUCGAGGCGGCCAUAGGGAUGAGUCACGCCGUGGAGACUUUAGAGAUGAGCCGAGAAGACUGGACUAUCGUGAUUAUGAGUAUCGUGGAUACCGUGAUCAAUAUAAUGAUCAACGAAACGACUACCGGUAUGCGGAUAGGCGGGAUGGGAGUGUGAGGAGGAGCAACCGGCGUGACUCUUUCUAG